This is a messenger RNA of Penicillium antarcticum, 3399 nucleotides long. Its product is annotated as ankyrin repeat protein. Gene Ontology annotation, cellular component: ciliary inversin compartment. Gene Ontology annotation, biological process: protein localization to ciliary inversin compartment. The record is from RefSeq and is a predicted model, not a curated record. Bases 1 to 3399 code for a protein of 1132 amino acids. The transcript is spliced from 2 exons. Lineage: Eukaryota; Fungi; Ascomycota; Eurotiomycetes; Eurotiales; Aspergillaceae. Gene Ontology annotation, molecular function: protein binding.
AUGGACCCUGUAUCUGCGAUCGGGUUUGCUUCGGCAAUUGUUCAGGUUCUGGGCGCACUUACGUCGACUAUUCAUGGCCUCUACGAACUACACGGGAAGUUCAGCGAUGCUGACUUUACGAUUCACUCGCUUAUCCAGGAGCUGGGCUGUAUCCAGACAGCUCUCACCAGUCUGAAGGAAUGGCAUCGGCUUAAUUUUUCCAAUUUGAUGGUAUCGGACGAAUUCAAUGAACAGUUGGUUACCGCCAUGGGCGGCUGUCGAAUCAUCAUGGAGGUUCUGUCUGAGGAAGUGAUGACUUUGGUUCAUGGCAGUCGCAAUGACGGUACCGUUGGGUUUAGAUUGCGCAUUAGAGUCAUUUGGAAAGAGGAUGUCAUGAAAGGACAUCAGGAGAAACUACAUGCGCAAGUCAUGGCGUUGCAGCUACUACUCCAGGUCUGUCAAUGCCAUACAUCACAAGAACAGAUCCGCCUUUUGAGACAGGAAACGACCCGUCGCAUCAUGCGCAGGGUUCGCGACGAUACCGAAACACUGAUAUCCGCACGGAGUCAGGCUACAUCUAGCGCGGCAAGCAUGUCGCGGAACAGUAGUCUCACAAUUAGUGAGCGAGUUUUUGAUUUCAACGAGACCCUCGCAGAUUCGCUGGUAUAUCGCAGGUCACCUCAGCAACUCGAGCCAUCCAUUGGGGCCUCGGGUAGCCAGACUGACACCAAUAGUGGCCGUAGUCCAUUCACAGAUGAGGGCUAUGCAGGUACCCCUACGCGCAAUAGCAGCGUUACAAGGCCGUCAUUUGAUGCCCCUUCGCCGCAGCAAGAUCACUUUCUCUUGCCCAGUACUCCAUCAGCGCCGGUACAUCCAGCUCACAGGAGAGCAACAUCUUACCAAGAUGCGCCGCGUCCAGGCCUGCAAAAUAUGCCUCGAAGCAAGUCAGAUACCAAGACAUCAAAGACACUUGAAAGAUCUGCCUCUAAGCUUGAAAGAAUCUCUGUUCUACUUCGGUUGAAUACCUCUAGUCGUCUGAACCUUGCUUCUUCAUCUUCCAAGGGCUCACCGAAAGUAGGCAAUGGCAUACCUUUCACAAGAGGGAAGCCUAGACGAGAGCCUGAUCCCCAUAUCAGCAUUGACCUGACCGGCGCGGAUGCUGCUUCUAUUCCACAGAUUGUGAAGGCCGCCCAAGCCGGAUCUCGAGGCGAGGUAGCACGACUCAUCGAAUAUGGGAUUAACAUCGAAGAGCGACACAAAGCAUCGGGUCGAAAUGCAUUGCUUGUUGCUGCGCACUGCGGAAAAGAUGACGUUGUUGAGCUCUUGAUCCGACAUCAUGCUCGACUAGAUGUACCAGAUGGCUCCGGCUGGACAGCCCUUCAUCUUGCGGCUUCACGUGGGCAUUGCGGUGUCAUAAGUUUGAUUAUGGAGGAGGGCAGUAUUGCCGAGGUUCCAAAUUAUCAAGGUCGUACAGCACUGCGAGUUGCUGUUGAUCGUAGCCAACACGAAGCACUCCAAGUGCUGCUUAUGCAUAAUGCAAAAGUCAAUAUGCGUGCUGAGAAUCAAAUGACUGCUCUGCACGUUGCAGCAAAGCAGGGUGAUGCUGAAAUUGUGCACAUGCUUGUGUCAAAUGGCGCUGAUAUCGAGGCCAAGGACGCUACCAUGAUGUCGGCAUUGCACUAUGCAUGCGAAGCGGGUCAUGUCGAAGCUAUUGCAGUGCUCUUGGCUCACAAAGCUAAUAUAGAAGCGACCGGUCGUGAUCGAAAGACACCAUUGAUAUGUGCUGCCGAGGCAGGCCGGUCCCAGGCUGUUGAAUUCCUAUUGAAAUCUAAACAAAAGGCUUCGUUAAGUGGUAUAGAUGACAUUGGGAUGACUGCUCUGCAUUGGGCUGCCUACAAUGGUCACGAAGAGACGGUCGAAAUUCUCAGCCAGAAGAAAGGAUCUCUGGCUAAGGUUAAUGCAAUGGGACGAACCGCUCUGCAUUUGGCCGUUAUUCAAACACAGUUUGCUGUCGUUGAGCCAUUACUACGUAAAGGGGCCGACCUCAACAGCCAAUGUGGAACAGGUCUUACUCCGCUUCAUUAUGCCUGUAUGGCGGACAGUAUCGAGAUAGCAACACUGUUGCUCUUACAAGGUGCUGACAUUGAAGCAUCGGAAUAUCAACAUCAGCAAAGACCUUUGCAUGUUGCAGCAGCACGUAGCUCAACACACCUUUUGAAUCUUCUUUGUGACAAAGGAGCUUCUUUAGAUGCCCGGGACGGCGCUGGAGACCGGCCUCUAAGUGUAGCAUGUCGCUGUGGGCAUGUGGCUGCGGUGCGAACGCUCCUGGAUCGAGGAUCUCCUCUCUAUCAGAAGCACCAAGCUACGUCCCGCAGUGACUCUCCUCUAUGCUUGGCUGCUAUGGCAGGCCAUCUACCUGUGGUCUCGCUACUACUAGAGCGCGGCGCAUCGGCAUCCAAAAAGGACGAGGGCGGCUGGCAGCCUUUCCGCUAUGCGGCAUAUCAUGGCCAUCUGGAUGUUCUUCAGACGCUCUUGGCUCGCACUAGUAUACCCGACAUGGAUGUCCCAGAUAUCAUUCGCAUGCCGGAGACAAUCGGGUUCUCGCCAGAUGCCAUUAUCUCUGACGACUGCAAGGCUCGGGUGAGAGAACUUCUCAAUCAGGCUCUGGCGGAGUCUGGUCUGAUGCCCUCAAGUCAUGCCCCAAUUAUGCCCCAGACUGUGAACCAGGGGAAUUCUCCCACUCAAUAUUUACCGUCUCGUAAAUUACGAGACGGUGAAAGCUUCUUACCUCAAGAGCUCCCCGCAACUCUGGAGCAAGGUCUGCCUAGCAGUCGUUCAACAACUCCUGAGCGUGGCUAUCGAGCUGAACCUCCACAGUCCAUCAACCCCUUGUCGCAUAUCCGUAUGCGACCCGGUGAGCAAAUAUUACCGCUAGUAAACGGGCAAAUUCAUUCUGCUCGCAAUGAUUCUCGUGAGGUAUCUCCUAUGCGUCAACCCGAACAGGAUCCUGCUAGGAGGAUUGCAAGCCGGCUUCCAGCCAGAGAAGAACCACCGGUGUCGGCCACUUUCAUUCCUCGACAAAUCCCCAUCUUUACCUCUCAGUUUUCCCAGGGAUCUUCGGGGAUACCAUCUCGCCGCUCGAAGGCUGGAGGCUCUGCCACUAUGGAUACGCCAGUGCAGUCACAGGAUCAAAGCCAAGAGAGUCGCGUUCCUAGAACAGCUCCUUCUCGGCGUGAAAGCGAUGCUCCGACUCCGAGGCUCGAAGAAUUGUCUGAAUGUACUCAAGAUACCGUUGAUGAUCACUCCGACUCAGAUUCGGCUUCGAUAUCUUCUGUAUAUACAGCACCUGAGGGAGAUAUGGACACUGAUCCUGUCUCAAGGAUGGGCCACCGAAGCGGACCAUAUGAAAUGACUGCAUAA